GUUUCAGUAUUGGCCAAUACUGGCAUGAUCUUCGAUCGUAUGGGACGCGGAGGACAAGUUGCCAUAAAUGUGCAACCGGUCUUGCUUCGAUUCGUGAUCACACGUGCUGUUUUGUAUAUUCACGUGUUUUGUGAGGCUGAGAGUGCGCGGAUUCAUUGGACCAAAAUCGCAAGAGGAUGAAAAUUCCUUUCAAGGAGAUUGCGUGAACAGUAUUUCCGAGCUUGACUUGCGCCAACUGUGUGAUGAAACGUGUUAACUUUAAUUGGGAAAAUGAGCAACGCAACACUUGCGGAUAAAUCAUCCGACACACGUUACGAUUAGUGCCUUUAAAGUAUCUUUGCUAUUAACAAAGAACCGUCCAUUUUGCAAGAUUUCAGAUAAAGUUCUAUAUGUUUGAUCCACGGGAUUCACUUAUGUUUAUUCAUUGUGAAACUUGGAAAAUUUUAUUGCAACAACGGCAGGUUGUAACGAGAAAAUAUUCGAAGCGCAUAAUUGUCGAUAGAGACUAAAAUUGAUAAGAACAAGUUAAAUUGAGCUACGAAUGUGAUCAAGAGAGAUACAUUGAGAGAAUCCUAUGGAGAACAUUUCUUAACGACAUCUCAUUUGUGGAGGACAAAUCACAGCGGGUGAAAAAUACAAUUCAAAGAGGAAAAAUAACGGUAUUAUAUAUUACGGUAUUGGAGAAGAGAGACGAUUAAUAAGAAGAACGAGAGUUGUAUAUCUAACAAAUUUAAAUUUAUCUCUGAAAUAAUAUGCCCAGAUAUACUUGAGAUAAUAAAUUCUCACGAGUCGAAUGCAAACACAAGUCCACGAGAAUUCGAUCGAUUACUUGGAAGAAGCUGACAUGCGAAUUGCUUUGAAACCUAUUAAAGAGUGAUAAAAUAAAAAAAGUAUAUAUACAUAUAUAGAGCAAGAUAUCAGAUCAAGUAAUAGAUAUAACGAACUCGAGCAACACUCACGCGAACGGAACGCACGAUAUCGCAGAGAGAUAUCAUCGCACAAGACUCUCGAUUCUCAUCGCGAUUCUCUCUCGGUGAAAAAGCGUGAAAAAGAGGAAGAAAAGAAGAAGCUGACUAAUAAACGGCUCGAAACAAUAGUUUCCUUGACAAUAUUAAUUAUCACGAAACAUGAAAACGUUCGCUAAUCAGAAAUAACGCGCCUGCUGAUAAGCUUACAUAAUCGCGGCGAGAGAGACACGGCCUGAUAAUAUACUGGCGAUGACCUUGGUAUUCUCGGGAUCAGUCUCCACGAUUGCGCUGCCGAGGAAGCGGAGCCGAAGAUGAUGAUGUCUCAAUAUAGUUGACGGCAUAUCAUUCGGUCCUGCGUGCGAAUCGCGCCCGAUUAUUGUGAGAAACGAUAUCGUAACCACUUCCACGGGGGAUGUCACGAGGUGUUGGCUAGCAAAAGUGCAGGCUGUACGUGAACAGCUGAGAGUGACACACGUGCUACAGUUACGUGCAUCGAAUGAAAGAUGACAGUUUCUUAUACUGCCGAGGUAGCGACUUGCAGGGGUCUUGGGUGCUUUUUAAAGUUGUUGCUCAGAUGGAGGGCGAGUAUCUAUAAACUCGUCUGGCUUGAUCUUGCACUCUAUCUCUCUAUUUAUUAUACCUUGUCCGGCAUCUAUCGUUUGGUAUUGGAUGAUAAGCAAAAGAAGAUUUUCGAAGCUGUGGUGGCGUACUGCAACGAGUACAGCAACUUGAUACCACUGUCGUUUGUCUUGGGCUUCUAUGUCAGUAUAGUCAUGACUAGAUGGUGGAAUCAAUAUAUGGCGAUACCAUGGCCCGAUUCCAUCGCGGUCUUCGUAUCGGCUAGUAUACAUGGAAACGACGAACGCGGCCGUCUGAUGCGUCGGACAAUUCUUAGGUACGUUUGUGUCUGUCUAACUGUAGUACUCACGAACGUUUCGCCACGAGUGAAGAAGAGAUUUCCUACUAUGGAGCAUUUCGUCGAAUCUGGAUUGUUGCUAGAAAGUGAGCUCUCAAUAUUCAAAAAUCUGAAUGCAAAAUUCCCCAAACCCAGCAAACAUUGGAUGCCGAUAGUUUGGGCGUCGAGCAUUGUGACUCGCGCUAGGAAAGAAGGUCGAAUACGCGAUGAUUUUGCGAUGAAAACCCUCAUAGAUGAACUCAAUCAUUUUCGUGGAAAGUGCGGCAGUAUUUCCCAAUAUGACACGAUCAGUGUCCCCCUAGUUUAUACUCAGGUGGUAACGUUGGCCGUUUAUACGUACUUUCUUACCAGUGUGAUAGGUCGUCAGGCCGUUCAAGACGCGGCCGUAAGUAUUGACCUGUACUUUCCAGUAUUUGCAACUUUGCAGUUCUUUUUCUAUAUGGGUUGGUUAAAAGUGGCCGAAACAUUGAUCAAUCCGUUUGGCGAAGAUGACGAUGAUUUUGAAGUGAAUUGGUUAAUCGAUCGCAAUUUGCAAGUGAGUUAUUUAAUUGUUGAUGAGAUGCAUCAUGAACAUCCCGAGCUCAUACGUGAUCAAUAUUGGGACGAGAUAUUCCCCAUGGAACUACCAUAUACAGCUGCGGCUCAGCCUUUCCGUGAAGAACAUCCGCAACCAUCAACAGCCAGGAUACAGUUGUCCGCAGCACAACAAGAGCUGCAACCGUCAUCGGUUAAGAUUGACGAAAUGUUGGCAGAUUAUCCUAAAUUCCAUUCAGAUAUCGCCGAUGAUGCUGCAUCAGGGAUACAUUUCACUGCGAGAGGCAAAAUGUCGCGGAGUACUAGCAGAGUGAGUACUCGGGAUCGUACGCUUAGCGGAGGUUCAACUUCCAGCAAUUUGGGCGGUUCGCUCACUAGAAUAAACAGCGUAACUAGUGUACUUAAGCGAUUCUUUAGUAGGGAAGAUAGACCAGAUGGAAUUACUAUGACUGAUAUUAAAACUCCGGGAAAGAUUCCAAGUUCGAGUUCCACAAUUUCUGAUGUUCUUGUUGCAGUAGAUAGACCAGGUGCAGGGGGUUCCAUGAGGAUAGGUGUCAUCGAGGAAGUAGACGAGCAGAUAACGUUAACUUCAAUGAAGCACGAUAGUAAACCCCAUGUACAAAGCAUAUUCGCACAAGGUCCACCACCAGCAAGUGCUCCUGUCGAUGUUCCCGGCAGUGAACGAUCUCGCAUGCGCGACAUGUUUCCCAGAAGCGCAUCUGUGGGAGGGAACAUAGUUUCAAGUGAUAAUUCAGAUUACAGAACUGCGCACGAAAAGCGGAAAAGCAUUAGGAGACAAAAAUCUACACAUUCGGUGGAAUCGAGCAUUAUCAACGAGCCGACGACCAGUUACAACAGUAAUUUAAGCAACGACGACCUUCCUAGCACUGCGAGCUCCUCAUGUUCUAGCGGCAACAACGCGACCGAAUUCACAAAAUUGAAGACCGAGAGGAAAGAAAAGCGACGUAUCCGUAAACUCACUCGAAGUGCGAGUGCAAUAGAUGAUCAAGCGCAUCCUGUCAACAUUGAAGCUCUUUUCCUCACGGACUUGACGGCAGCAUCACGACCAGCCCCAAUGAAUAUCGAAGAGGACACAGACUAUCUAUUAUAGGAAA
Messenger RNA from Harpegnathos saltator (Jerdon's jumping ant), 3533 nucleotides. Its product is annotated as bestrophin-4. Gene Ontology annotation, molecular function: chloride channel activity. The coding region runs from base 1472 to 3529 and encodes 685 amino acids. The record is from RefSeq and is a predicted model, not a curated record. Lineage: Eukaryota; Metazoa; Arthropoda; Insecta; Hymenoptera; Formicidae. The transcript is spliced from 9 exons.